GUUAUUUCCAGGAUUUGUUGAACAAGUCAGAAAAGGCCCUUUAUGAUGCUUUUCCAAGCAUGUAUGGAGAAUUGUACACUCAAAACACGAAGGUCUUCAAGGACUUGUACAGUGAGCUACGCCGCUAUUACCGGGGCUCCAACAUCAAUUUGGAAGAGGCCCUCAAUGAGUUCUGGACACGCUUGCUGGAGCGGCUUUUCAAGCUGAUGAAUCCCCAAUACCAUAUCACAGAUGAGUACCUGGACUGCAUGGUUAAACAUGCGGAGCAGCACAAACCCUUUGGGGAAGUUCCCAGGGACCUGAAGGUGAAGGCAACCCGAGCCUUCAUCGCAGCACGCUCCUACGCACAGGGCUUUCUUGUGGGCAGUGAUGUCGUCAAAAAGGUGUCUCAGGUAUCUCUCAGCCAUGAGUGCACUCGCGCCAUCAUGAAGCUGAUGUACUGCCCUCACUGCCGGGGCAUGUCCAGCGUGAAGCCAUGCAACAACUACUGCCUGAACGUCGUGAAAGGCUGCCUGGCUAACCAAGCAGACCUGAACACCGAGUGGAAGUACCUGAUGGAUUCCCUGGUCAUAGUGGCUGAUCGGAUUGAUGGUCCAUACAACGUAGACACUGUAAUAGGGACCAUUCACAUGAGGAUUGCUGAAGCUAUUUCUAAUUUGCAAGAAAACAAAGAUUCAUUCACAGCCAAGGUUUUCCAAGGCUGUGGAAACCCAAAAAUCAGCACAAAAGGCUCCAGCAGCGAGGACAAGAAAAGGCGGGGAAAAGUCACAUUGGAAGCAAAAUCCUCUGCGCAGGCACUGGAGUUGGUGGUUUUAGAUGCCAAAGGGAAUCUGACAGCUCUCAAGACUUACUGGAUCACUCUGCCCAGCAGCCUGUGCAGCAAAAAAGUAAUGGCCAGCUCAGCAGCAGAUGAAAAGUGUUGGAAUGGGAUGACCAAGGGCAGUUACCUGCCCGAAGUGAUGGGGGACGGCUUAGCUAAUCAGAUUAACAACCCAGAGGUGGAGGUAGACAUCACCAAACCAGAUAUGACCAUUCGCCAGCAAAUCAUGCAGCUAAAGAUCAUGACAAACCGGCUGGGCAAUGCUAACAUCGGGAAUGAUGUGGAUUUCCAAGAUGCGAGUGACGACAUGAGCGGCUCCGGGAGUGGUGACAGCUGUCCUGAUGAUGUCUGUGGCAAAAGACUUUCUAAGAGCCCCAGCACCAGGCAGCCAGAAACGCACGCUAUUCCUAAGCAGUCUGGACAUGGCAUCAGUGGGGCCAGCAGCAGAUCUUUGCCUUCUGCCUUCCUCCUCCUCCUUUCAGUGGCUUUCAUUGCCACGCAGCACUUGUGGCGGUAACUCACUAAGCACAGCCAGGAAAGAGACUGCGGCCAAGGGCUUCACUUUGCCAAAACCAACCAACCAACCAACCAAAGGACAUAUUUAAUUCACCUUGGCAAAAAAAAAAAAAAAAAGAGGGAGGAGAAAAA
This is a messenger RNA of Leptosomus discolor (cuckoo roller), 1468 nucleotides long. The record is from RefSeq and is a predicted model, not a curated record. NCBI's taxonomy places the organism in Eukaryota, Metazoa, Chordata, Aves, Leptosomiformes, Leptosomidae.